This is a messenger RNA of Plutella xylostella (diamondback moth), 3184 nucleotides long. RefSeq lists its product as uncharacterized. NCBI's taxonomy places the organism in Eukaryota, Metazoa, Arthropoda, Insecta, Lepidoptera, Plutellidae. The record is from RefSeq and is a predicted model, not a curated record.
UCUUUCUGUCAUUUCAUUCAUUCAAUGAAUGGUGAUCUUGUUGAUACAGUUUGUAUUUUUUUGCGAUUUCCCAAUUUUUGGUUAUUUCAUUAUGAUCUAACACAUAAAUGUUACCUAAUUGAAUAAUUACCAUUCAUGUAGUUGUUAGAGUUUUACGUACCAACGAGGAUACAUAUGUGAGUUGCGGGACUUCUGCUAAGUCAAAUCAUCAGGCUGGAAAAUGCUAUCUGAUGAGUCAAGCAGUGAUUCUGAGACAGGUAGGUUCAAGUCCAGUCAGUCUAGAAAGACAGAUGACCAGAACAAGAGUUCUGAUUUAAGAGACAGCCACAGAAGAGAUGGCGGAAGAAGUAGGGCUUUCAACGAGAGACCUCGUCUGGCAGAACGACCACGAGAUAAUGAUAGGUUUCGCCCCAGUGAGGGUGACCGAAUGCGCCGGGAUUUAGAUAGAAGGCGGAAUGAUCGAGAUAGGUAUGAAAGGAGAUCUAAAGAUCGCCAAAGACCCCCGCGUCACUCUCCCGUGAGGCGCCGGCAGUCGAGGGAGAGGAGUCCCGCACGACGGAGACGGUCGCAGGAUGAGGACAAAAGUAAACGACCCCAAGAAGAUAGAAGUAGCAGAGACACCAGAGAUAGAAAAGAUCCGUCCGGUCACAGCAGAGUUAGAAGUAGUAGCCGGGACCAUAAAAGACGUUCUACAUCGCGCAUUUCAUCUGAAAAGAAAAAGGAAGAACCUGUUUUUAAAGAUGAUCCUAAGCCAAGUGCAGGAAAAUAUGAUAGGUCAAGAAAAAGAGACUCGUCAUCCUCACCUGAUUACAAAUCCAAGAGGUCGGUAGUGCAAAAACCUACUUAUGUAGAGCCACCUAAGCGAGUAGUUGAAAGCCCUGUAGAUGUAGAUCAACAUGCGGCCAGUGACGUAUCGGAUGAAGUGCAGCCUGGCUCCUACUACAGCCUGAAACCAGUCGUCGUGGUCAAAGAAAAGGAGAAAUCCGUAGAAAAAGACACAUCUAAGGAAACUAUAAUAUCAGACGAGUCCAGCGAAAUAGACUCGUCAGACGACGAACGCCUGCGAGCGAAGCUUUUAAACUUAGAAAAAGAGCUCAGCAAAACCAGAAAGAAAAAGCACAAGAAGAAGCACAAAAAGCGAAGCAAAUCGGAGAAGGAUCGAGACAAGUCGGCGUCAGUGGAGGUGACGAGUACGACGGACAUCCAGGAGUCGCGGGGCGGCGACGGUGGUAAAGACACCGAGGUGGAGGUGACUAGUACGCAGAAGAGUAAGGAGAAGGAGAGUAGUGAGGAGGGCGAGUUGUCGAGCGACGGGUCGCAGUCGGUGGAGAUCGACGAGGAUGACCUGCGGCACAAGCUGAAGCGGGGGGCGGGGGCGGGGGUGUGCGGGCCACGGGGAGCGGGGGAGGGGGUGUGCGGGCCCGCGCUGCCGCCGCACCUGCGCCGGGGCGACGGCGUCGAGGGACCCGCGCUGCCGCCGCAUCUCAACAAGGAUAAAAGCAAAAGCAUAGGACCAACAAUCCCAAGCGAGAUGCGAAAAGUGCUAGCGGAGGCCAAGCCCGAGGACAUAGAGUACGCGAGUUCAGAAGAAGACACAGGAUUCGGUCCACUGCCGCCCGGCGCUGAAGGCAAGUGGACGGAGGCGCAUGAACGCCUGGAGCGAAGAGCAAUGGACAUGAAGAUGAAAGCGCAGGAUGGACACUCGUUGCAGGGCAAGGAAGUGAAGGGAAGAGAGAAGUGGAUGCUCGAGCUACCCGAGGGGAAAGCCAAAAUAAUCGGUCUGGAAGCCAGGAGCUUCAGGGCUAAGGAAGGACCUGACAUGUCAGAUAGGUCGAGCUGGACCGACACUCCCUCGGAGAAGGCGCGCAAGGCGGCGGGGCUGGCGGCUCCGGAGGACGUGGCGGAGAGCCUGCAGCGGGAGGCGCGGGAGAGACGCGUGGCGGAGCGGGAUGAGGCACAGGAGAGGGAGGCCAGAAAACAUAAAAAGAAACACAAGAGGGACGAGAGUCUUUUGGAAAUGCACGAAAAGAAGCUGAAGAAAAAGAAGAAGAAAGAGGAGCGUGAAGACGGCAAGCAGGAGCGGCGGCCGUUCAGCCGCGACGUGGACCUCGCCGUCAACCGCUUCGACGAGGCGCAGAAGAAGUCCAUCAUCAAGAAGGCGCAGGCUCUCGACACGCGCUUCUCACGGGGGGACGCCAAGUAUUUAUAGUAGUGUUGUUUGCGAGCAAUAGAUGGCGCUGAUACGGGGUUUGUUUCAUGAUGUUGUAGGAAGUUGUUGUUCUGAGGAUGAGGUAUAUAAAGUUGGGUUUUAUCAGUGAGAGUUUACAUUUCUCCGUAAGGUUCCUCGAUAGCAACUGCCAUGGUUGAAAAGUGCCUUCGUCGAAACGUGCUAGCCGGGAAGGAUAAUUCGGAAACGAUUUGAAGCUCUAUUAGUUAAGCCUUAUGCUGCUGAAGUUCCAAAUAGGAAGCUACCUCAUAAAACUACUUUAUUGAGCAUCAAAUGUAUCAUUGUUUUUUCUGAACAAUAGGGUUCUUUAAUUCGGCAUUGUGAAACAGACACUUGGUAUCGAGUAUUUGGUUAAAACAGUGAACGAUAAAAUAAAUGAACGUGCUAAAGUCAGAUAACUUUUAACUAUUAUGAUGAGUCUGAGUGCAUUUUUAACAAAUGUAUUUAUUUCUUUAAGUAUCCAUUCUGAUUGUAUCGCGCAAGAGUUACUUAUCGUCACUGAUUUAUAUUUUAACAUCGAUUUUAAAUAUGGCGCCACUCUUUUUACCUCUUAUAUGAAAUUGUCCAUAAAAAUAAGUUCCAUUUAGUUUUAGAAUUCGGUAAUAACACUUAGUGAGUGCAUUUUAAGUAGUUAUUUAGUAUGCACACUAUCCAAAUAAAAUUAUGUCGUCUUCAUAAAAAAUAACACAUGAAUUUUCAUUGUAUUAUUUAAUAUUUGCAUUUACUCAGGUUUUACAUUUCAAAAGCAAAUUAAUCAAGUGAAUCAUUGAAGACACUUCGAAGACUAACGAUAUCUGUAACUUUCCUCUGGAAUUUCUUUUAAAAUAUCCAGUUUCUAUUGAUAUGAUAAGGUGAUCUGCAUAAUCUAUUUCAUGUAGAUAAAUAUAUGCCUAAAUAUAAAUAAAAUAAGAUUUCUCCUCAAAUCGGAUUGUAAGAAUAUACAUCUCUGAUAAUUAA